Molecule: messenger RNA, 1837 nt
Organism: Trichogramma pretiosum
Lineage: Eukaryota; Metazoa; Arthropoda; Insecta; Hymenoptera; Trichogrammatidae
Product: zinc finger protein OZF-like
Exons: 3
Coding region: 122-1486 (454 amino acids)
Biological process (GO): regulation of transcription by RNA polymerase II
Molecular function (GO): RNA polymerase II cis-regulatory region sequence-specific DNA binding; DNA-binding transcription factor activity
Source: RefSeq, a predicted model, not a curated record
AGCAAGUGUUUACAAAUUAGUGAUAUCGAGGUUCGGUGUUGGCUACACGAGGCAUAUAACCUCGAAUAUUUUCUCAGUGCAAGUCGUGCAUAUUCACAGUGAAUACACAAUAUAUCGAGUAAUGGAAAACAACGAGGACAUAGCUAGGGUGAAGCAAGAGAUCGAUAAUUGGCCGAGUGCAGGUGACGAUUAUACUUUCGAUGCGGUCGAAGUCAAAAACUUAGAAAAUUCGACGUUUUAUAAACCAUCGGCAAGUCACUUGAACGAGGCUGUAGUGUUGAACGAGAAGUUAGAUGAAAAAAUAUCCAUAGAAUUUGAGUGCAAAGAUGUUAAACCUCAACUGACGUAUUUAUCAACAACCACCUGCCAAAAUGAGUAUCAGAGUAAUCCGCUAAUUUUUAAAAUAGAAAAUCAAAUUCAGACUAAUUACUUGAAUGAAAAAAAUCUUAUAAUUUUGAUAAAAAAAAAUGUUGAUUAUCACAAUAAUCGUCAAUUUCAAGUCUAUUCCCAAUUGAAAGUUGAUAAAUUUAAGAAGGUAAAAAUAUUAGACGAAAACAUUCGAAGCAAAUUAUUCCACGAGUAUAAUUUAGGUAGAAAAACAUAUGCCAAUAACACACAUAAGAGAAUUAUACCAUUUGAAUAUGAGGUCAGUCAUAAGUCACUUGGAUCCAAAAAUGUCACCAAAACGUACAUCAACGGAGUACAUGUUCUCGGCAAACCGCUCGAAUAUGAAUUUUAUCAAAAAUCAUUUAAGCAAAAAAAGCAACUUAAUAGAUCAGAAAAUCCUUUACAAUUCACCCUUAAAACUCACAUGAAUGAAGUAAGUUCACAUAAAAAACCUUUCAAGUGUAAUUCACAUUACAAACCUUUUGCGUGUGAAAUUUGUCAUGAAUCAUUUGGACAGAAAGAUAAUCUUAAAACUCAUGUGAAUUCAGUAUAUGAACGUAUCAAAUCUUUUGAAUGUGACAUUUGUCACAAAUCAUUUGGACGGAAAGAUUAUCUUAAAAUUCAUGUAAAUUCAGUACAUGAUCGUAGCAAACCCUUCGAAUGUAAAAUUUGUCAUAAAUCAUUUGGAGAAAACCGUACCCUCAAACGUCACUUCAACGCAGUACAUGAACAUAGAAAACCUUUUGAAUGUGAAAUUUGUCACAAAUCAUUUGGAUAUAAGAGUGACCUGAAUAAGCACAUACGUUUAGUACAUUAUCGUAUCAAACCCUUCGAAUGUGAAAUUUGUCACAAAUUAUUUGGAUACCAGAACGUACUCAAAAGCCACAAAUUAAAAGCUCAUAAUCUUGGCACUCCUAUCAAAUGUGAUAUUUGUCACAAAUCAUUUGGAUACCAGAGCCACCUUAAAUCUCACAUAACUACAGUGCAUGAUCAGAGCAAACCCUUUGAUUGUGACAUUUGUCAUAAAUCGUUUGGACAAAAAUAUUCCCUCAAAAGACACAUAACGAUGGUACAUAACCAGGGCAAACUCAUCGAAUGAAAAAUUUGUCACAAAUCUUUUUCAGAUAAUUUUCAGUAAUUGUAACAAACACUUGAAUACAGUACAUGAACGUAGCAAACCCUUUGAAAUUAAAAUUUGCCACAAAUCAUUUGGACGAAAGGUUCAACUUAAAACUCACACAAGUACAGUACAUAAUUGGAAGCAAACCCUUCGAAUGUGAGAUUUGUCACAAAUUAUUUGGAGAAAAACAAAACCGCAAAAGUCACAUAAAUGCAGUUUAUAUUCGUAGCAAACCUUUGGGGUGUGUAAACGUCAAGAGUGACCUAAAUAAGCACAUAUGUUUGGUACAUGAUCGUAGCCAACCUUUCGAAUCUGAGAUUUGUCAUGGAU